CAACACAGAGCAAAAUUCCUAAAGCAACACUUUUCAUUUUCUCAAUUCUCACUCUCUAAAACCCUCAACUUUCUCUCUCUAAAAAAAUCAUAACCAUCAAUGGCAUCUCAACGAGAAGAGAAUGUAUACAUGGCGAAACUCGCCGAGCAAGCUGAACGCUACGAAGAAAUGGUAGAAUUCAUGGAGAAAGUCGUCGCUGCCUUAGACGGCGGCGACGAACUCACCGUCGAAGAACGGAAUCUCCUCUCCGUCGCGUAUAAAAACGUGAUCGGAGCAAGACGAGCAUCAUGGCGGAUAAUUUCAUCAAUUGAACAGAAAGAAGAGAGUCGUGGUAAUGAAGAUCAUGUUACUUCGAUUAAAAAUUAUAGAUCUAAAAUUGAAAUUGAAUUGACUUCGAUUUGUAAUGGUAUACUGAAGUUGCUUGAUUCGAAACUUAUUGGUUCGGCUGCUACUGGUGAUUCGAAGGUUUUUUAUUUGAAAAUGAAGGGAGAUUAUUAUCGGUAUUUGGCUGAGUUUAAAACUGGAGCUGAGAGAAAAGAAGCUGCUGAGAAUACUCUUUCGGCUUAUAAGUCUGCUCAGGAUAUUGCUAAUGCCGAAUUGGCCCCAACACAUCCUAUCCGAUUGGGGCUAGCUCUCAAUUUCUCAGUGUUUUACUAUGAGAUUUUGAAUUCUCCUGAUCAUGCUUGUAAUCUCGCCAAACAGGCCUUUGACGAGGCAAUUGCGGAGCUUGACACCCUGGGAGAGGAGUCCUACAAGGAUAGCACUUUGAUUAUGCAACUUCUGCGUGAUAACCUCACUUUGUGGACCUCGGAUAUGCAGGAUGAUGGAACCGAUGAGAUCAAAGAACCAUUGAAAGCAGAUAAUGAGCAGUAAUAACGUGAGUGAAACCUCUUCGCUUAGGAUUGAAAACCGAUGAUGUAAUUUUGCUUAUUGAUCAAAAUUGGCUGUUUGAAGACCUUAUCCUGUGAUUUGUAAUGCCUAUUACCUAAAGGCGCUGUUUCUUGCCAUUUAUUGUUUUCAGCAAAGAUUACUUUUUGUCUCAGUAUUUCUCUUGUAUUUGGAUGCUCUGAUGAAGCACUCUUAUUUCGCGGAAAUGAAUUCUUAUUUUUACGGAA
Molecule: messenger RNA, 1115 nt
Organism: Capsicum annuum
Lineage: Eukaryota; Viridiplantae; Streptophyta; Magnoliopsida; Solanales; Solanaceae
Product: 14-3-3 protein 5
Exons: 4
Coding region: 100-873 (257 amino acids)
Biological process (GO): signal transduction
Cellular component (GO): cytoplasm
Source: RefSeq, a predicted model, not a curated record